This is a messenger RNA of Oryzias melastigma (Indian medaka), 1808 nucleotides long. RefSeq lists its product as uncharacterized. The record is from RefSeq and is a predicted model, not a curated record. NCBI's taxonomy places the organism in Eukaryota, Metazoa, Chordata, Actinopteri, Beloniformes, Adrianichthyidae.
CAUUCCCUUCUGUGCCCCCAUCACUAGAAUGAGCAGCAGAAAACCCUGAAGUUUCAUACGUUGGACUCAUCCUCUGCAUUUAAGACAUCUUUAGCAGAUGUGAUUAGUGAUGAAUGCAGAUGUUUUAACUCUUUUUUUUAAAUUCUCUUGUCUUUUGAUUAUAAUCAUUAACUUGGUUCUUCCUGCAGACUUUAUUAUAAAUGUUUGUAUAUGUAUAAAUGUUUUCAUCUGUAUGUAACUUAUUCUUCUGUUUCUGCACUGCUGAAGCAGAAGAUUCAGUUUCUCUGAGUUAUCUCCAUGUUUCUGCUGAUGCUGCCCUCUGCUGGAGAGAAGACGUCAGGCCUGACACAGCAUCAACCAUCCACUCAUAUCAGCUCGCUGCAGCUUUCCAUGGUGUGGGGCUGCAGGAGACGGCUGCCUUACAGUGUCUCCCGUACCUGAAUGCCUUUGGAGUUAUAUUUUAUCAGUGUUUUAUCUUUUCCAUGCACUUUUUUUUACAUAUCCUAUAGAUACUCUUUGAAAUAACUUGGCUCCACCAUGCGAUCGCCGUCUUGUUUAUUCAAGAAAAGAACUUUUUGCGCUGAAAACCAACGUCGGGAAGCAGCACAACGUCCCGGCCGAGCUGAGGGGAAAAUACAGGGGCUGCAAAGCGGGAGCGAAGCUAAAGGCCCGGCAGAGACGUUUCCAGCCGGCGAUCCCCUCGGUGCUUAUGGGGAACGUUAACUCGCUGCCGAACAAGAUGGACGAGCUCUCUGCACUGAACAAUCAACGGAGUUAUCGUGAGUGCAGCUUGUACAUCCUCACGGAGAUGUGGCUAACCGACGACACACCGGAUGCUAACGUGGAUCUACCGGGCCGACAGAGACACGCUCGCUUGUGGGAAAAGCAAAGGCGGAGGGUUCAUCAUUUAUGUCAACAACCGCUGGUGCUGCCCGAAACAUGUCUCCGUGAAAAAGGUACUGUGUUGUCGGGACUUGGAGCUGCUAGCCGUUAGCAUGCGGACAUAUUACAUGCCGAGGGAGCUGAGUCACAUGAUCAUGUUUACAUCCCGCCGAGCGCGGACGCGUCUGCAGCCUGUGAGAAGAUCCACUCAGUAACAGCAAGGCUACAGAAGCACCCCGAGGCAUUCAUGGUCAUAUCUGGGGACUUUAAUCAUGCUUCCCUGGACUCCACCUUGGCCUCCUUCCACCAGGCUGUAGACUGCCCCACGAGGAACAAUAGGACAAUAGACCUGUUGUACAGCAACGUGACGGACGCUUACACAGCCACCCCCCUCCCCCCACUUGGAAAGUCUGAUCACAACCUGGUGUUCCUGCAGCCACAGUACACCCCCCUGGUCAAAAGGAUGUCAGCCACCACACGCUCCAUCAGGAAGUGUUCACCUGAGGCUGAAGAUGCUCUGAAGGACUGCUUUGACACCACUGACUGGGAUGUACUGCUGAAACAACACGGUGAGGACCUGGAGGAGCAGACUCACUGCCUGACAGGUUACCUAAACUUCUGUUUGGAUGUAGUCUCCCCCCAAAAGACUGUACGCUGUUACCCCAAUAACAAGCCUUGGGUAACACAAGAGGUGAAAGCGGCCCUCAACAGGAAGAAGGUGGCUUUCAUGAAGAAGGACAAAGAGGCUAUGCUAUCAGCACAGAGGGAGGUGAAACAUCGCCUGAAAGAGGGGAAGGACACCUUCAGGAGGAAGGUGGAGAAGAAACUGGGUGAGAACCGUAUGAGGGAGGUCUGGGACGGUGUCAACACCAUCACAGGCUUCAGAACCAAAGCGACAACAGCGGGGGGGACAGUGGAGGAAGCUA